This is a messenger RNA of Vicia faba (fava bean), 1020 nucleotides long. The record is from the annotation of a GenBank genome assembly. Lineage: Eukaryota; Viridiplantae; Streptophyta; Magnoliopsida; Fabales; Fabaceae.
AUGCAACACUUCUCCUCAUGCAUAUUACUACUACUCCUAAUCCUAACAACACAUCACUUCAUACCUUCACUCUCAGAAAAAUGCAACCCACAUGACAAAAAAGCCCUUCUUCAAAUCAGAAAAGAACUCGGCAACCCAACCAAACUCUCUUCGUGGAACCCAAAAACUGACUGCUGUAACGGCAAAUGGCUCGGUGUCGUGUGCGACACCGACACACAAACCUACCGUGUUACCAACCUCGGCCUCGACGAACUCGACCUUGUUAAACCCCUUCCAAUUCCACCCUCCAUUCCCAACCUCUCUUUCCUCUCCUUCCUCACUCUCACCCGCACUCCAAACCUCGUCGGCCCUAUCCCGCCCUCCAUCGCCAACCUCACCAAACUCAUGUAUCUCUAUAUCACCCAAACCGGUGUCUCCGGCGAGAUACCCAACAUUCUCUCACAGAUCAAAACCCUCUUAACCAUCGACUUAACCAACAACAAACUCACCGGUCCGCUCCCCGCCUCACUCUCCUCUCUCCCAAAACUCAUCGGAAUAUCUUUCGACGGCAACCAACUCACCGGUACAAUACCAGAAUCAUACAGCUCGUUUCCUAAGUCUUUCACAGUGCUAACCCUCUCAAAAAACCGCCUCUCCGGAAAAAUCCCAGCAUCUCUGACGAAACUGAACCUUGCAUUUGUUGACUUAGAACAGAACGCAUUGGAGGGUGAUGCUUCGGUGUUUUUCGGGUCAAAGAAGAGCACUCAGAAGAUAUUAUUGGGGAAGAACUCUUUUGCUUUUGAUAUUGGGAAAGUUGGGUUGUCGAAGGAUUUGAAUGCGCUGGAUUUGAAGAACAAUAAAAUCUAUGGUACACUACCUGUGGGACUAACGAAGUUAAAGUUUUUGAGGAAGUUCAAUGUGAGUAACAAUAAUUUAUGUGGAGAGAUUCCACAAGGUGGUAAAUUGCAGAGGUUUGAUGAGUCUUCUUAUGCUCAUAAUAAGUGCUUGUGUGGUUCUCCUCUAGAAGGUUGCAAAGCUUGA